This is a messenger RNA of Pochonia chlamydosporia 170, 252 nucleotides long. RefSeq lists its product as hypothetical. The transcript has a single exon. The coding region runs from base 1 to 252 and encodes 83 amino acids. Lineage: Eukaryota; Fungi; Ascomycota; Sordariomycetes; Hypocreales; Clavicipitaceae. The record is from RefSeq and is a predicted model, not a curated record.
AUGCCUCCAAUCACCGUCGUCAUCAAAACUAGGCAUGUCUCGACUCUGCAUAUGCACUUGUCAGGAAGAAGGCUGUGGCAAUGCAAAAUGAGGCUCGGCGGGAUACAGCGCCAUACCCCUCACUUUCAGCUAGACUGGCUUCGGGAACCCAGAUACCAGUCGACAAGGAGUCCAAGCCUCGAGGGAAUAAGACCAUGUGGCCGAGUCGUGGUCCAGCAAGGCGACAAAUCUUUCUUCUGGAACGGAACUUGA